Cydia splendana is the source of this 1005-nucleotide messenger RNA. RefSeq lists its product as uncharacterized. NCBI's taxonomy places the organism in Eukaryota, Metazoa, Arthropoda, Insecta, Lepidoptera, Tortricidae. The coding region runs from base 1 to 1005 and encodes 334 amino acids. The transcript is spliced from 2 exons. The record is from RefSeq and is a predicted model, not a curated record.
AUGGGUCGUGCACUGGCGGUGGUGUUUACCACAUUGGUGCUACAAGCAUUAUGGGGCUCUGUAACAUUAUCUACUAGAUCUUUACCGAAACUAACAUUUAGCUUUUACAUUCCAGCCUUUUCUUCCCUGCUGGGCCCACGCACAGCGGCCACCAAGAUCGUCGACCAAGCCGAGGUGGAAGGGAAUGAAUAUUGUCACUCUUGCGUCAAAAUCGACAACAUCUGCUACAACCACACCUACUUGUUCGAGCUCCCCGCUCCUUUCGGUGGACAACACCCCGUCGUUAAAAGAAUGGGCAUCAUGAACUUUACCAACGUUAUAUAUUAUACUUUUGAACCAAAGUUCAGUGAUAAAGAAUACUCCAAAGUCGGCUACAUAUCGUUAUACUAUCCGGAAUUCUCUGGCGUAAUCUCCGGCGGGCAGACUUUCAACUUUGGUCCCUUUGAUAUAGAUCACACAGAGAGAAAAGUAUAUCUAGGUGGUUCCGAUGGUAUAUGGGUGGUUGACGAUAUCAACUAUUUUCCAACAUAUUUUAUUGAGAAGUCGAAUCUCAUUACUAACGUUGUUGUAAAGGACUAUGUAUAUUUUACUACGUCAGAUCGUAAAGGAAUAUUUAAAUAUUUUGCCGGGUAUUAUUUCGUUCAUUUAGCAGAUAAAACGAUACAUAAGUUUGUUUUGGAUGGCGAGUAUAAUAUCGUGUAUUUAAAUGAUACUGGAUUAUUUAUUUCAUUUCUUAAUAAAAACCACAGAGAUGUACAAUUAUCAACGGAGCCGUGGAUGAGAGGUUUAACUGUUGAUAUGAAAGGAUCGGUGUACGCUUGGGAUAUAUAUGGGAUAUAUAAAGUGAUUGUAGACAAAGUUCUUUCCCAGUCUACAUUGAAACGUGUUACCGGUAUAGCUCCGGAUGCGAUGGCAUUUGAUGAGUCAAACAACAUCAUAUAUUCGAUCAAAAAAAAGUUGUACAAGUUGGCCAAAGUUGCUACCAGUAAGUGUUUUGCUAGGUAA